Messenger RNA from Camellia sinensis, 1392 nucleotides. The record is from RefSeq and is a predicted model, not a curated record. Lineage: Eukaryota; Viridiplantae; Streptophyta; Magnoliopsida; Ericales; Theaceae.
AUGGGUAAAUUAAUAGAAUUAGCCCACAACUGGAGUUGUCGACUCGCAAGCAACGCAACGUCAUUCCAAAACGAUGAAGAGAGCAGACUUGGCGGUGCCAUUGGCCGCGCCAUAGACGGCGGCGCCACCGCCGUCACGGGCGGCUCCGCCACUACUACACACCUGUUUCAACAAUCGAAGCUAUACGGUAGCGGCUUCUCUUCCGUGAAGCAGCCUCGUUGGUUUUCUCCUCAUCAUUCCAUUGCGAAGCACUCGACGCCGCGCUCCGCCGAAGAAUGCGUCGCCGGAACUAUGUUCUUCUCCGUCGCCGCCUCCUCCUCCUCCUCCUCACUCGCUGAAGAUGUCCAUGAUGCCAAGGAACUGCCUCCUCAGUCCAUGAAGUUGUUCAACCCCAAAGACGUCGUCCUUUAUCAGUACCAAGCUUGCCCCUUCUGUAAUAAAGUUAAAGCUUUCCUGGAUUACCAUGACAUUCCUUACAAAAUUGUGGAGGUCAACCCCAUCAACAAGAAGGAAAUCAAAUGGUCUGAUUACAAGAAGGUCCCCAUACUGGUUGUUGAUGGUGAACAGAUGGUUGACUCAUCAGACAUAGUUGAUAAGUUGUUUGAAAGGAUCCAUCCCGAGAUAUCUGUUGACUCUGCCUCGGAUGGUGACGAAGAAAGGAAGUGGCGUGGGUGGGUGGAUAAUCACUUGGUGCAUGUCUUAUCACCAAAUAUAUAUCGAACUACUUCCGAGGCUCUCGAGUCAUUUGACUAUAUUACAACCCAUGGCAAUUUCAGCCUCACUGAAAGGAUAGUAGCAAAGUAUGCUGGAGCUGCAGCCAUGUAUUUUGUUGCAAAGAAACUAAAGAAGAAACACAAUAUCACUGAUGAGCGUGCAGCCUUGUAUGAAGCUGCAGAGACAUGGGUGGACGCUCUGAAUGGUCGAAAAUAUCUUGGUGGGUCAAACCCAAAUCUAGCUGAUCUUGCGGUCUUUGGCGUCUUGAGACCUAUUCGCCACCUCAAGUCUGGUAGAGAUAUGGUGGAGCACACGCGCAUUGGUGAAUGGUACACUAGAAUGGAAAGCACAGUGGGAGAGCCUUCUAGAAUAAUGGCAUAAAGUAGAAUGCCUUCUAGAAUAUGAGCAAAUAAUAGAGAGAAGAAAUUACUUUUGAACUUUUUAGGGUAGGUUAUACAAAACAAUGCCACCCGCUUUAUUCCACUUUGUUAAGCAGGUUGUUUUGCAACUGUUAAUCGCGUCUGGAUACUCAUUCAAGUUGGUAGCUAUUCGUAUGCUUUGAUGUGUUUGAUGCACGGUCGGUUUAUUCGUGUGCGCUCUAAGCUAAAUUGUAGUUUCAUUUUUGUCAAAAUUUAAGAAUUUCCAUAUAUAGAAAGAGAUUUUAUUUGAACUUGGCAA